AAGCGACGCGUUGGCGGCGGUGACGUCUCGGCGGCGGCCGGGGGGGAGCACGGAGCCAUGGCGGCGGCCCCGCUGACGGCCCCGGGCGGCUCCGGGCCGGCGGCGGCGGCGGCUGUGGGGGCGGCAACGGCAGGAGGGGGACGAGGAGGCCGCGGGCCGGCCCUACGCGAAGGCGCCCGGGUGUCGGCGCUCUGCCUGGCUUGGUACGGGCUGAGCGCCGGCGGUAACGUGGUGAACAAGCUGCUGCUCGGCGGCUUCCCCCGGCCCGUCACCGUCUCCCUCUUCCACAUCCUGGGGCUCUGCGGCCUCCUGCCGCCGCUUCUGAGGGCCUGGCGGGUGCCGCCGGCCGGCCCGGCCCAGCUGCCGCCCCGCGCCUACCCCCGCUACAUCCUGCCCCUGGCUUUCGGCAAGUAUUUCGCCUCCGUCUCGGCCCACGUCUCGCUCUGGAGGGUGCCGGUGUCCUACGCGCACACAGUAAAAGCGACGAUGCCAAUAUGGGUGGUUCUUCUUUCCCGGAUCAUUAUGAAGGAAAAGCAGACGACGAAGGUAUACUUGUCUCUGAUCCCCAUAAUAACUGGGGUCCUGUUGGCCACAGUCACCGAACUUUCCUUUGACAUGUGGGGACUCAUCAGUGCACUUGCUGCUACUCUGUGCUUUUCACUUCAGAAUAUCUUCUCAAAGAAGGUGUUAAGAGAUUCCCGAAUACAUCAUCUUCGGUUGCUGAACAUACUUGGGUGCCAUGCUGUGUUCUUCAUGAUCCCAACAUGGGUUUUGGUUGAUCUUUCUUCCUUCUUAGUAGAGAAUGACUUGAGCACGAUGUCUCAUUGGUCCUGGACCUUGAUGCUACUUAUAAUCAGUGGAUUCUGUAAUUUUGCCCAGAAUGUCAUUGCCUUCAGUAUUCUCAAUCUGAUCAGCCCGCUAAGUUACUCCGUUGCAAAUGCCACCAAAAGAAUAAUGGUCAUCACCGUGUCCCUUAUAAUGCUUCGCAAUCCAGUUACUAGCACCAAUGUUCUUGGAAUGAUGACAGCUAUCCUAGGGGUCUUCUUAUACAACAAGACAAAAUACGAUGCAAACCAAGAAGCAAAGAAGCAGCUACUUCCAGUUACGACUGGAGACCUUGUGAAUUUGGACCGGCAUCGAAACACUCCUGAAAAGUCUCAGAACGGACUUACGGCAUUUGCACAGCACGGAGACUAUCAGUAUGGGCGAACCAAUAUCUUAACAGAUCACUUCCAGUACAAUCGGCAAAACUAUCCAACUACCUACAACUUAAAUCGUUUUGAUAUUUAGAGUCCUGGCGCACAGGUAUAGACUGUGAUAUCAAAGUGUCCCCAACAUUAUCAGAAACUUUUAGUACAUCCAUGAAUGUAAAGCCAUUUUAUUGUACAGGUUUUGCAGAAGGGAAGAUGCAUGUGUAGUGGAAGUGGUACAGACCUUCAGCUUCUGCCGAGCAGAUCUUUAAAUGUGAAACAGCUAGAUCUGACACUGGAACGAAAUGCACAGUGUAGCUCCUGUACAGAAAGUCUGGUGAACUGCAGAUACAAAACAUCAGAGCAAAAUAUCUGGUGUCACUGCUCUUACUUGGAGUCUGUCAAUUGGGUAUUCUUUUGGCAGCUAAACUCUGGCCAGUACUUUGUUUCCACACUGAUAACGUAACCUUUAAUUUGUUCUCUAUUAUGUUUUAAUGAUGCUUAGGGGAAAAUUGCAACUAGGCACAUUUCUGAUUAUCAGAAUUUGUUGGUUUGGGAGGAUUGACGUAUGUAUAUCAGUUGCAGAUAAGUAGUCUUGAAUUCAUCUUGAGCAAACACAAAACUUGGUGUGGGUAUUAAUUAUUUCUAUGCCUAUACCUUCAGUUUUUGAUGACAAACCAGAAGUAUUUCUGAAAGAAUAGACAGUAGGAAGAUUGAUCCCUUCAAGAAGCAUAUUUCAAGCUUCAUAUUUAGAGAAACAGUUUUCUCUAAUAUCAUUAUUGUCCCAGUCGCUGUAGUUAACAGAGCUUAAGAUCCCCAUUGUUUUCUGAACAACAUAGUCCUGUAACUUCAUACAUAGGUCUUCCCUGGCAAUACGGAAAACACCUUGACAAAUAAAGUGUUUGGAAUAAUGUUAUUUUUUUAAACUUGCUUUACACCUCUUAUAAAAGUCUUGUCGGUUAGAAAUUGAAAGGCUUAAGGUGUUUUCUUCUCAGUUUUAUGCAUAACUUAUGCUUCCUUAUAUGAUUCAUAUAUUAUGAAUGCUUGCAUUUGAAUAAUCAUCAUUCUCAAGAAACAAUUAAGUCUUAUCUUUUUAGCCCCUAAUUGUUUUUUUUUAAAGUUUCUUAAUUACUGCAGUCGGAGCUGCUUUGUGCAUUUUGUCUGACUUCUAAUUUCAGCUGAAAGAAGUUACACUUUGUAUCCUUCUCUGUUCCUGCAACUCCCCUAGCUCAAUUAGUAAAUAGUUAAGAAAAAGAAUAUUUAAAUCAGCAGUAAAUAUAUAAUUAUGGGUAAUAAAAACUGAUUCAGUCGAUAUAAAUGAACAAAAUUCAAGACAAGUUGAUUUGAUUAUCAUGAAUUAGAGACUGCAUUUGUGCAUGAAAGGAAUGAAACCAGUUGAACUUUGGUUUCACUGAAUCAGAUUAUUAUUAAUACUUUAGCAAAAAAAAAAAAAAAAAGGUUUUAGGGGCCUUCUUUCCUUAACAGAAAAGCUGUUGUACAGUGAAAUUUUUGAUAGCAUAAAUAUUGUGUUUUUACUAGAGGUAUUAGAUACCAGUGACAACAUUUAGGGUGUGGUGCUGUACACAACACUCCCUCCACCUAUUUAUUGCUUUAAAAACGACCAUUUCCGUGAUAUGAGAUGAUGAUUUGACUCCUUUCUGGAUAAUAAAGAAUUUAUUUUUAAGGGCAAAGUCAACCUGAUCUUAUUCUUUUGGCUGACUAUGGAGGUAGUUAUGUAGAUUACCUCCCACAAUACAGUCCAAAAGAGGAAAUGGUCCAUCUGAAACUUCAGAGAUGGGUUAAAUAUGCUGCUAAUGUCCGUGAGCAGAACUUCUUGACUUGACUGGAGUUUAAUCUGUUCAUACUAGGUUAGAACAUGGGCUUUUAGUUUAUAAAAUGUGAAUAAAUUAUUUCCUAACCCCAAAUAACAAGGACAAGAUUAUGAGGAAAAGCAUUCUUUCGUAUGAAAUUGCUUUUGCCUAUUCCAGUAUUAAUUUAUGUAUAAUGAUUUCUUUUAAUACUGUAAAGAGCAACAUGUGUAUUUCUAAGGCUCACUUCCCAAUAUUUAAGCGCUGUUACAAAAAUGUAGAAAGAAUCAUGUGGACUCUGGAUUUGGAUUAGAUUCUGGCUCUGCACAAGUUUGAUUUGAGGAUGAAUGAAACGUUUAGGCUGAGACUUUUGAGAAGAACUGAGGUUGUUUGACUGCUUUCAGAGGAAGCUAGCUGGAAACUGUUAGACUCCUGCAAAUGCUGGUGUUCUUUGUGCCUCAGUUUCCCUCCUUCGGGGGGGUUGAAAUACCAGAAGACCGUAGCAGUGGGGGCCCCAGGGAUGUACAGACGUGCUGUGAGUUCAUCUGUAAAUUUUCUGGUCUGUCUACCACUGUAAUAUAUUCAUACAGCUUGGAACUGUUGGAAUAAAGCUCCACAUACCGUAUUCACAGAUCAGAGAUUUCAUUAAAUAUAUUUAGAUGGCUUGCUCUCUGAAGAACAUAACCAGAUCUUUUUGCAACUCUGUCAAGAGAGAGCUUGCAUGCACGCUUACUGUGGCAGGUCUUUAGCUCAGCUUUUUCUGUCAAGAGUAUGGUAGCAGGUGAGGGCUUUCUGUUGAAAUUACCUUGUCCCAAGUUCCAGCCUGGGCUCACGGCCUGACUUCGUCUCUGAAACAGAACUAUUGUACUUGCAGAGCAGAAAGGGGCUGACCCAAAAUAAGGGAUAUCACACCGGGCCCAGAGUGUGAAUCUCUGGGCUUCUUCCCUGGAGCCUGUCUGACAGUGUUCAUGCUCUUGUAGUUCAUGUCUGUGGUCAGCAGGGAUCAUUUUGCAUGGUACAAUGUAUAAUUAAAACGGUUGAGUGAAUCAGUUACAAGAGGUGGUUUUGCUGAGUACCUGAAUCCAAGUCCUUAAGCAAUAUUGCCCACAUUCAGGUAAAGGAAGUUUCUGAUAUUGUUGUAAUAUAUAUUUUAAUCUUGGACUGCUACAAGAUUUUGUUUGGCAAGGUGAAGCAUUUGUUUUAACAUGGUUUGUAAAUUAAUGACGUAUUUAUGUACAUAGGUCUGUAGAAAGUAUGGAAACACUGGAAUAAAAAGGGCAUACCUAGACAAUCGUGUAUAACGACCCUGUUAUUAAAGUGAAGGGGGUUGGUUUCAUUUUCUUUUUACUUGCAAGAAACUUUGGGAGUGCCAUACAUUAAUACUGGCCACAUACGAGCAAUCAGAUUAAUGUUUUGCUAAUAUGGGUGUGACACCUUACCGGAUGUUUACUAAGACUGAAACGAGCAUGAUUUGGAUGCCGUAACUAGUGUUAGGACACUAGUUGCUGGUACCCUUAGAAAUGUUUUGAUUUCCAUUGUGCAUUUCUAACAUAUGUAAAUACAUCAGAAAAUCGGGAAAUUUUUGCCAAAACAGUCCUGGAUAGUUUAGAAAUACCAGUGUGAAAGAAUUAAUCUCCCCCCACUGUGUGUGGGUUUUCUCUUGAUAACUCCUUAGAUCAUGUGGUGCUCUGAAGAUCUCUUGAAAGCAUUUCCCUUGCAGACUGAAUUUUAGUACCCAGUAGUGAUUAGAGUAUCUUUAUCAUCAGGUAAAAUGCUUGGGUGAUUUUUUUUUUUAAAUACCUGAAUGUUAAAUAAAUCAAAUUGAGGCAAUACUUAGGCUUUGUAGGAGUACACUGAUUUGUAAAAACAAGUGUUGGUAAUUUGGGGUCAAUUCAUGAUGAUUUCUAAACUCAAGACCUUUUCUUUCCAAUGUGUGUUCAAAGCCACAUUUUUCUGAUGUAGCAUUUUGCAGCAGAAGAAACUUCUGCCAUGUAGCUAUUUGUGGAAAAAGGUGCAAUAUAAAUAAAGGGAAAGUUUUGUUUUUCUAA
Molecule: messenger RNA, 5046 nt
Organism: Anas platyrhynchos (mallard)
Lineage: Eukaryota; Metazoa; Chordata; Aves; Anseriformes; Anatidae
Gene: SLC35E1
Product: solute carrier family 35 member E1
Source: RefSeq, a predicted model, not a curated record